AUGAACGAAACAAUCUUUUGGCAGAGUGAUCUCUUGCCCUCACUGAACGAUGUAAUGUCAACACACUGUGAUUCCAUAUUCGAUCCUAUACUAGAUACAUUAAUAGACACAACGGAAUCCUCCUCAGCCUCCUUCGUCGACCAUGUCCCAUCAUUAUGGUCGCCAACAUCAAAAUUGGAUCCCGUUGUGACUUCCAGUACCAGUGUACAGGGCAUCAAUGAGGCGUUACCUCCAGCUCCGACUAUGACAGAAGCUCCAAAUUCAUUGCCUGAUAACGAUGUAUUUGGAUUCAGGAACUUUAGCGAUACCUUUGACUUUGUUUCUGCAUGUGAUCUGGCACGUGCUGCUGCCAAAUUGGAUGAACCAGAAAAAAAGACAGCGCAAGACAAGAUACAGCAGAGUCUCGAUGUCUUGAUGCAAUUCAGUCUAGAAUCUUCACCUGAUGUAAAUCAAGUGUCGGCUUUUGGUGUCGUCUCUAUCUGUGUCGGCUUUACGGUGUUGGGCCAAGGACGCUUACAAGUUGAAGAUGAUCUUGUUUGCUGGGAAGGUAUACUACAUGACUUGGUAUCGAAUAUACAGCCAAAAGACGUUUGCUUGAAGAUACCAUUAGACAUACUAUCGAAUAUCCGAUCUAAAACACUACCUGACGAGGAUCCGAUGCUCUUGUUGACACUAAAUGAUAGCCUGUUCAUGCAGUUUUGCUUCGAGUCAGACACAAGUGCUCAUGAGUGUACGGAGCUAUUGCAAAGGAUGGCACGUGGUAAAGCACCUAUUCGUGACGGUCCUGGCGGCCUCACCUCGCAUGUUUUGCCUGCAGAACCUCGGCCACGUCUAACCCAUAGCCAAACACCAAGACAUAAAACGAAUACCACUUUUGAUCACUUAAAAAUAACCCGUACUACCAUCAAAUCUAAAUCCUAUAUGUCCUUGCCACUUUAUGAUCCCAAAAAUAAUAUUGAUGAUGAUUCAGACGAGAGAGACCAAGAUGAUGACUUUGAGGAAAAAGAGGAAUACAGGAAACGUGUGCACGAAGCUGCGUUGAUACGAGAUGGUAUAAUAAAAGCUGCCCAAGAAGAAUUUGAAUCAAAGAAACAUCAAAUACGUCAAGAAAUUGAUCUUCGUAUUAAGGAACGUAAACUCAACAACGACAGAACUCAACCCAAACUGCAAACGACGGACGAAAACUGUGCUCGACGUGUAGCAGUCGACUUACGACACCAAAAUGUCCAUGGGACAGGGUAG
Synchytrium microbalum is the source of this 1242-nucleotide messenger RNA. RefSeq lists its product as uncharacterized. The coding region runs from base 1 to 1242 and encodes 413 amino acids. The record is from RefSeq and is a predicted model, not a curated record. NCBI's taxonomy places the organism in Eukaryota, Fungi, Chytridiomycota, Chytridiomycetes, Synchytriales, Synchytriaceae. The transcript has 6 exons.